Molecule: messenger RNA, 1246 nt
Organism: Cajanus cajan (pigeon pea)
Lineage: Eukaryota; Viridiplantae; Streptophyta; Magnoliopsida; Fabales; Fabaceae
Product: rac-like GTP-binding protein RAC1
Biological process (GO): small GTPase-mediated signal transduction
Molecular function (GO): GTP binding; GTPase activity
Source: RefSeq, a predicted model, not a curated record
AGGUUGUCUUUGGGUCAGUCACGGUCAGCCAAGUGUCCCAAACCCUUUUCUUUUCCCCUUUGUUUCCGCAAUCUUCAUUUCAUUUCAAUUUCAAUUUCAUUUCAUUUCAUUUCCCUCUUUCUGCAACGAUUAGGAGUUGCUCUUGGUGUUUCGACUCAGCAAGAGCCAUUGUUGGUUCGCUAGAUCCCUGAUCUGAAAAUGAGCGCUUCAAGGUUCAUUAAGUGCGUCACCGUUGGCGAUGGUGCCGUCGGAAAAACCUGCUUGUUGAUUUCCUACACCAGCAACACUUUUCCCACGGAUUACGUGCCCACGGUUUUUGACAAUUUCAGUGCUAAUGUUGUUGUGGAUGGAAGCACCGUCAACCUGGGAUUGUGGGAUACUGCUGGUCAGGAGGAUUAUAAUAGGCUACGACCCUUGAGCUAUCGAGGAGCUGAUGUCUUUAUACUUGCCUUUUCUCUUAUAAGCAAGGCUAGCUAUGAAAAUAUUGCAAAGAAGUGGAUCCCUGAACUAAGACAUUAUGCCCCUGGUGUUCCAAUAAUUCUCGUUGGAACCAAGUUAGAUCUUCGGGAAGAUAAGCAAUUUUUUAUGGACCACCCUGGUGCAGUACCAAUUACUACAGCACAGGGAGAAGAAUUAAGAAAGCUGAUUGGUGCUCCUGCCUACAUCGAGUGUAGUUCAAAAACGCAGCAGAAUGUGAAAGCUGUCUUUGACGCUGCCAUCAAAGUGGUUCUUCAACCACCAAAACAAAAGAAAAAGAAGAGAAAGGCACAGAAGGCUUGCUCAAUAUUAUGAUUAAGAAUCAGAAGGCUUGCUCAACAUUGUGAUUAAGAAUCAGAAAUUAAUAGGAGGUAGUGAAUUUCGGCCAACCUUUAAUGCUGCCUCUCCAUUGGUUUGUCUUGUUUUGUUCCCUAUCCUCUGUAGCGAGAGCAGGAAGCUGUGUAUAGUUUGGACUGACAUCUUAGGCCUUAUAAUCACAUGAUUACUUCCUUGUCUCAUUUCAUACUCUGUAAUUAAAACUAGCUCAAUUACAUAGCUCAGUGUCGACCUAUUUCCUUUUAUUAUAUUAUAUGUUAGUAGCCUGCAAAAAUACUGCUUGCUUUGUGAAUGCGGUCAUAUUCUUCAUAUGGCCUUUGUGAUGUUUUCUAUGAAUUCCUUUAAUGGUUUUGGCCAGUUGUCGCACAUUUUAAGGUUUUUAAACUUAUCUGAUGUUGUUUCUGAUUGAAGGAUAAGAUUUCAUUUUGGACCA